Molecule: messenger RNA, 1573 nt
Organism: Pectinophora gossypiella (pink bollworm)
Lineage: Eukaryota; Metazoa; Arthropoda; Insecta; Lepidoptera; Gelechiidae
Product: novel acetylcholine receptor chaperone
Exons: 4
Coding region: 301-771 (156 amino acids)
Biological process (GO): chaperone-mediated protein complex assembly; positive regulation of protein localization to cell surface
Cellular component (GO): endoplasmic reticulum
Source: RefSeq, a predicted model, not a curated record
UGAAUUAACUACCGAGUCUUUGUAUUUUUUUGCGACGGCAACUCUGCAUUGCUCGUUAUGGAUUUUUUCGCGCCGGCGCGAAACGUGUUUGCUCUCAACUUGCUUUUUAUUUCUACGAGCUCUAUACAUUUUAAUUAUGAUUCCUGGUUCGCAUAAUGGCGUUGUAUUAGCUAUUUAAUUAACUUUAGUGAAGCAAACAUGUAUUUGUAGAGAUGUGCAUUCAUUGAUAUCGUCGAAUGAAAAUGUGUGUGGAGGUGUAGUGUAUAUCGGUCUCGAAUUUAGAGAAGUGUGCUCGAUAAGAUGGGAUCUAUCGUGUUGAAAAGUUUAUCUGUCCUUUUGGGCGUGUUUUUUAUAUUCGUCGGAAUAACUAAAUUAACACCGUUUAUAUCCAAGGAAUUACACAAGGAUUUGAGAAAGGAGUAUGUGAGAUACGCGAAAGUCUUUCCUCUGUCCGAGACAUUCGACUUCAAGCUACCUUCGAAAUGGUACAGGAGAUCCGUGGGCGGGCUCGAGAUACUGUUCGGGCUUGCUCUGGCCAUAAUACCUAGCCAUAAAAUAAAGAAUACAGCCAACAUAGGCCUGGUGCUGCUUAUGAUCCUGGCAGCGUACUCUCACGUGAUGGUGGGGGAUCCCUUCGACCGCUGCGCGCCUGCGCUCGUGUUCUUCUUCAUGCUCAGUGGAAGACUCGUUGUUUGGUACCAAACCAGUCGCCGCGAGGAAUUGGAGAGGGCUGCGGCGACCCAGAACGGGAAUGGACUGAAGAAGGAUUAAACCAAUUUUUAUACAAUUGGUACUUUCAUAGUUCUAGAGUUAAGCGAUAGCCGUUACCAAUUAUACUCUUAACACCAGGGUUUCAAUUUUAUAAGGAUAUUGUGACAUCCAAAGAUGUUUUCCAAGUGAGUACCUCGUAGAAACCUGGAAUGUGUAGGUUGUUAAAGCUAUAAAAGGGCAUUGUUUCGAUUGCGUUGUAUUACAAUCACUACUGUGAUUUCUUGCUAGUCAACUUAGCCAAAUUUUGUAUGUAUAUCAUUGUUUAUAGUAACGCGAUUUAAUACCUUGUUUUAUCAGUUCCUCCGGGCAGCGACGGCCUCAGGACAAUCAUUGUUUGAUGAAUUUAUACUUAAAAGUGAUAUUAAUUUAAGCGAUAUUUGAUAGGUUCAUUUUGUAUGUGUGGACGUGGGUCGACGGGAAGUAUGUAACUUAUGUAUGCUAGGUCCAAAGUAACUGCCACUGUAUAUGCAUAGGUAUAGAUUAACUGCACCAAUAGAUGGAUAAUCGUAUUUUACACGCACGUAUAUUUUAUAUCGUACCCAACUUGCUCAAUAUUAGGAAACGCAAUACGACAGCUGUUAAUGAGCACACCUAUUUUUCAGAUCGCGGGUAUUGUCAACAUUAGACAAUUUUUUUGUAAUUACAUUAGAUACCUAUGAUGUUACAAGUCAUUUUAAAACAAGUAAGCUUGUAUAAUUUUAUCUCGAAUUUGACAUUUAAUCGCAAUAAUUUUAAAUAUAAUUUAUCUAUGUGAUGUGUGUUUGGAGUGUGAUGUCUGUGAAUAAAUGGAAACUAAAAAAUA